Messenger RNA from Phytophthora infestans T30-4, 633 nucleotides. RefSeq lists its product as uncharacterized. Gene Ontology annotation, biological process: fatty acid biosynthetic process. The coding region runs from base 17 to 373 and encodes 118 amino acids. Gene Ontology annotation, molecular function: acyl binding; acyl carrier activity. Lineage: Eukaryota; Oomycota; Peronosporomycetes; Peronosporales; Peronosporaceae. The transcript has a single exon. The record is from RefSeq and is a predicted model, not a curated record. Gene Ontology annotation, cellular component: mitochondrion.
CUCAAGUACCCUCAGAAUGAACCGCUUCGUCGCCGCUCUCCGUCCUCUGUCUCGCGCCGUCGCGCGCCCGCAGUUCGUGGCUUCCCGCGCCGCUCCCGUGCGUUUCUUCAGCGCUCAGACGUUCCUGGACCGUAACGAGGUGAGCGAGCGCGUGCUGGGCGUCGUCAAGAACUUUGAGAAGGUGGACGCGGACGCUGUCAAGGAGGCUGCCAAGUUCCAGGAGGACCUGGGCCUGGACUCGCUUGACGUGGUGGAGGUCGUUAUGGCUAUGGAGGAGGAAUUCACCAUCGAGAUCCCGGACAACGAGUCGGAGAAGCUACUCACCCCUGCUCAGGUCAUCGACUACAUCGCUGCCCACCCCAUGGCCAAGUAAAAUGUUGUUUAGUGUAUGCAUGCUGCUGCGCGUGUCACAUAGCGCAGUGCGGAUCGGCUUCCCUGUUUAGAGUGGACGCAGUAGCAAAGACAGUCUUCCAAGAGCCGCCGCUUCAAGACGAGAAAGAUACAGGUUCUAGUUGCGCUGGUGUUCAGCAAAAAGGCUUGGCGUCGCCGUCGCUCGCGCAUGAUUCACGUAGCCAUCAUUAACGAAACAAAAAGAAAAGCUACUUUGAUAAAGAGUCCAGUGUUGGUCACGUU